Dovyalis caffra is the source of this 3492-nucleotide messenger RNA. NCBI's taxonomy places the organism in Eukaryota, Viridiplantae, Streptophyta, Magnoliopsida, Malpighiales, Salicaceae. The record is from the annotation of a GenBank genome assembly.
AUGCGAAAACGACUGGAAACUUCUUCCUCAUCGAACUCAAAACGACCGGAAGCUUCGUCCUCAUUGAACUCAGAACGACCGCCAAAUGUGAAUAACAGAAUUGGCGCAAGCAGUCUGAUUUCAUCAAUAAAAUCAACACGGUCAGGAUCUGUUUGGCUAGUCUUAUCUGCAGUCAUAAUUUACUCAUGCUAUUCAGUUCACUAUUACCAGUUCGAAAAUCUGCCUUUACCGUUAACGGCUGAGCACGCCGGUAAAAGAGGCUUCUCUGAAAUCCAAGCACUAAAACACGUCAAAGCUUUGACUGAAUUCGGUCCUCAUCCUGUUGGUUCUGAUUCUCUCGACCUCGCUUUGCAGUAUGUUUUGGAGGAAGUGGGGAAGAUAAAGAAAAAUGCGUACUAUGAAGUGGAUGUUGAGGUUGAUUUUUUUCAUGCGAAAGCCGGAGCGAAUCAGAUGACUAGUGGAUUAUUUAUGGGGAAAACACUUGUUUAUGCCGAUCUUAAACAUGUUGUUUUAAGAAUUUUGCCCAAAUUUCUUGCAAAUGAAGCUGCGGAUAAUACUAUUCUUGUGUCUUCUCACAUUGAUACUGUUUUUUCCACGGGAGGUGCUGGAGAUUGCAGUUCAUGUGUAGCUGUGAUGUUGGAACUUGCUCGAGGGAUUUCGCAGUGGGCUCAUGGGUUCAAAAAUGGUGUGAUAUUUUUGUUUAACACUGGGGAAGAGGAGGGUUUGAACGGUGCUCAUAGCUUCAUAACUCAGCAUCCAUGGAGUAAGACUAUUCGUUUGGCUGUUGAUUUGGAGGCCAUGGGUGUAGGAGGAAAGUCCAGCAUAUUUCAGGCUGGUCCUCAUCCAUGGGCAAUUACAAACUUUGCAUCAGUAGCGAAAUACCCAUCUGGGCAUAUCAUAGGACAGGAUCUUUUUUCAUCUGGGGCGAUUAAAUCUGCCACAGAUUUUCAAGUAUACCAAGAGGUUGCUGGUCUUUCAGGGCUUGACUUUGCUUUCACAGAUAAUGGUGCAGUUUAUCACACUAAGAAUGACAAAUUAGAUCUCUUGAAAUCUGGAUCUCUUCAGCAUCUUGGAGAAAAUAUGCUUGCUUUUCUGCUUCACAUUGGUCCAUCCCCUCAUCUUCCAAAAGGCAAGGCAAUGGACAAAGAGGAAAAAACUGGACAAGACACUGCCAUAUUUUUUGACAUUUUGGGGACAUACAUGAUCGUAUACAGUCAACAUUUUGCAAGCAUGCUUCAUAACUCAGUGAUACUGCAAUCACUUCUAAUUUGGGCGGCAUCAUUGUUUAUGGGUGGUUCUCCAGCUGCCAUUUCAUUGGGCUUGUCAUGCCUGAGUGCUAUCCUGAUGUGGUUGUUUUCAAUAAGUUUCUCUGUUCUCGUGGCCUUGGUUCUUCCCCGAAUAUCUUCUUCACCAGUACCCUAUGUUGCAAACCCAUUGCUGGUACUUGGGUUAUUUGCUGCACCUGCACUCCUCGGAGCUUUGACAGGUCAACACUUGGGUUAUCUUAUUCUUAAAAAGUAUUUAUCAAAUGUAUACUCCAAGAGAAAGGAGCUGUCAUCUGCUAUCAUAGCUGAUUUAAUCAAGUUAGAGGCUGAAAGGUGGCUAUAUAAAGCUGGUGUUGUUCAGUGGCUUGUUCUUCUGAUCGUGGGAAACUAUUAUAAAAUCGGAUCAUCUUACCUGGCACUCUUUUGGCUUAUUCCACCAGCAUUUGCAUAUGGUUUGCUUGAAGCAACUCUGACACCAGCUCGGUUGCCUAGGCCACUCAAACUUGCAACCCUCCUGAUGGGCUUGGCAGUACCAGUUGUGAUUUCUGCUGGAAGUUUCAUUCGUUUGACUGGAACAGUAAUUGGAAUUAUGGUUCGAUUUGAUAGGAACCCUGGUGGCACUCCGGAGUGGCUGGGGAAUGUAAUGAUUUCCACUUUCAUUGCUGUUAUCAUAUGCCUGACUUUUGUUUACAUCCUUUCAUAUGUUCAUCUUUCAGGUGCGAAAACGUCAAUCAUCCUUGCACUCAGUGUCUUGUUUGGCCUCUCACUUAUUUUAGUAUUAUCUGGUACCAUUCCACCAUUUACAGAAGACACUGCCAGAGCUGUAAAUGUUGUGCAUGUUGUUGAUGCAUCAGGAAGAUAUGGUGAAAAGCAAGAUCAUAGCUCUUAUAUAUCUCUAUUUUCUGCCACCCAUGGAAAGCUAGAGAAGGAGAUUGAACAGAUUAAAGAAGGAUUCACAUGCGGUAGAGACAAGCAAGGGGGUGAAAGAAUCACACGAGUUUCAAUUGAUACAAAAUCCUCCAUGCGCUGGUCUCUUGCAAUCAAUACCAAGGAAAUAGGAGAUUUCAUUUUGAAAGGAAACUCAGAAGAAUUAAUUCCAUCUGGCAACAAGAGCAGUGUGGAUGGAUGGCAUCACAUUCAGUUCUCAGGAGGGAAAGAGUCACCAAGGAAGUUUGAGCUAGUUCUUUUCUGGUUGGAAAAAACUACGCACUCUCCAGACAAUUUGGAGAGAACGAUACAGGACCAGCGUCCCCUGUUGAAGUUAAGAACAGAUGCUGACAGAUUAACACCAAAAGCUGAGAGAGUUAUUGAAAAGCUCCCUACAUGGUGCUCCCCGUUUGGAAAAUCGACAUCUCCCCUCACUUUAGCUUUCUUGAGCAGUCUUCCCGUUAAAUGGAUAGAAACGGUGGGUAAUUAUGUUGCAUUGCUUAGGCUUCCUAAGAUGUUGUUACAACUGAUGGUGUUAGCUGAUUUAGCUAGUAAAGUCACUUGGCAUGAUAACAAACUAUCUGGGGGAUUGAAUCCUGCUCUUAUAAGCAAGGGACUAUGCAAAGCGAGUCAAGUGGUUGAAUUAUUCCCUACUGUAUCUCCGGAGAUAGUUGUAAGGGAAGCAAGGAUAGAGGAUUGCUGGGAAGUGGCUGAGACACACUGCAGUUCCUUCUUUCCUGAUUAUUCCUUCCCUCUAGAUUUUGUGCUGCGAGUUGACAGGUUGGUAGCGAUGCUAUCAGGAUUUACUAUACCAAAUGGCUGCAGAAGGACCUGUCUGGUCGCCGUCAUUGGUAGCUCAGUUGAUCAAACUUUCUAUAUUGGAAGUGAAGAUUUCAAAAUUGGAGGUUUUGAUGGGAAGUUUAGCCUCAAUCGAGGCUAUGUUGCUGGGAUAUUGACUGUGGACACUGUUGCUGAUUUUCUUCCAAGGAAAGGCCCACUCAGGCAGAGAAGGACUGGAAUUGCAUAUAUAUCAAACGUUGCCGUGCGGGAGAGAUUUCGUCGGAAGGGGAUAGGUAAAAGGCUCGUAGCAAAGGCAGAGGCUCAAGCUAGGAGCUGGGGCUGCCGUUCCAUUGCUUUGCAUUGUGAUCUGAGUAACCCUGGAGCUACAAAACUGUAUAAAGGGCAGGGUUUCAAGAGUAUCAGAGUACCAGAAGGUGCAAACUGGCCCCAGCCUAAGACCUCUCCAGAUGUCAAAUUUAACUUCAUGAUGAAGCUGCUAAACACCCCAAUCACCACAUAG